Erigeron canadensis is the source of this 783-nucleotide messenger RNA. RefSeq names its product oleosin-like. Gene Ontology annotation, biological process: seed oilbody biogenesis; lipid storage; response to freezing. Bases 13 to 657 code for a protein of 214 amino acids. NCBI's taxonomy places the organism in Eukaryota, Viridiplantae, Streptophyta, Magnoliopsida, Asterales, Asteraceae. The transcript has a single exon. The record is from RefSeq and is a predicted model, not a curated record. Gene Ontology annotation, cellular component: membrane; monolayer-surrounded lipid storage body.
UCAUCAAAAAAAAUGGCAACAACUUAUCAGUCAACAUUUGACCGUCCACACACCACGACCCAUACGGGUCACUACCAAUAUGAUACCGCCGGUAACAGACUUCCUUACUCUCAACAACACCAUCAACAAGGCGGGGGCCCAUCAAGUGGCAAAAUAUUAGCCGUUGUGGCUUUACUUCCACUUGGUGGAAUCUUACUUGGGUUAGCCGGUCUUACUUUUGUUGGGACACUUAUAGGCUUAGCUAUAGCCACCCCACUUUUCAUCCUUUUCAGUCCGGUUAUUGUGCCAGCCCUGCUAACAAUUGGGCUGGCUGUAACCGGGUUUUUGACAUCUGGGACAUUCGGGUUAACGGGUUUGAGUUCUUUGUCGUAUUUGGUUACCAUGUUGAGGAAAGUGACUCCAUCUGUUCCUGAUCAAAUGGAUUAUGUAAAAGGAAGGUUACAAGAUGUGGGAGACUAUGCUGGACAAAAGACCAAGGAUGUGGGCCAGACUAUUCAGAACAAGGCCCAUGAUAUUGGCGAAAUGGGCCAGGGUGGUCAAGGUCAUAUGAGUGGUGGUGUUGGUGGCGGUGGCGGUGUUGGUGUUCAUGCUCAAAUUGGUGGUGAUGUGAAGGAAAGUGGUAAAAAAGGAAGUGGCAAAAGUGGUGAUAGAACUUGAGGAUUUUAGAGAGAUGGGGGUGUUUGGGAAUAAUGUUUCAAGUGUGUAAUGCUUAGAUGUUACUAAGCUUUUGUUUGUUUGUAUAUUUGGUUUUUGUGUCAUAAAAACGGGAUAUGUAUGUUUGUU